UGGAGUUUUAUAUCUCAAUAUCAAUUCCCAAGGUAACUUACUCCUGAAAACAGAAUUCAUCCCAGGCGUUGCAGUAAUAUGUCACUUAUCUUGACAGCUGCCCAGCGUGCAGACGCGGCCCGGAUCGCGGAGAUCCACAUGGCCGCUUUCAGUUCCAAUGCCAUGCUUUUAGCUCAGUUCCCCACAACCGCUGUCCGGGACGCUCUAGAGAAGUGCAUUGAAUCAAAAGCACAUGCCGAUAUCAAUGACCCAAAUAUCACUGUUCUUGUCAUCCGGGAUACCAAUACAACAGAGUCAGGAGAGAGUAAGCAGGAUCAUACGCACCAAGCAUGCGGAACAAUAAUCGCUUUUGCUAAGUGGGCACAUCCUGUGUCUAUCAACGAUGUUUAUACUGAAUCUCCGUGGAUUUGGCCGGAGGGCACAAACUUGGAGGUCCUUGGAGAAUGGACUCGGAAGACCGAAGAAGCACAAGCAUACGCCGUAGGGGUUUCCCCAUGUUAUCAUCUUAGUUUUAUCGGUACUGAUCCAUCGCACGAAAGGCGUGGGGCAGCAACCAUGUUGAUCCAAUGGGGGAUCCACCAAUCCAAAAAGUAUAACGUCCCCAUCUAUCUUGAGAGUACCCUCGUGGCAGCGCCAUUGUAUAGGAAGCUUGGGUUUGUAGAGGUGGGCAAAUUCUCACUGAACUAUGAAGUACCAGAUUCAGGAAUAACUCAAACCUAGGUAUUCUCAUCAUCCAACAAUCUAGAUUAUAUUGUUCUAAGGUCAAAGAU
Annulohypoxylon maeteangense is the source of this 770-nucleotide messenger RNA. RefSeq names its product putative GNAT family acetyltransferase. Gene Ontology annotation, molecular function: acyltransferase activity, transferring groups other than amino-acyl groups. NCBI's taxonomy places the organism in Eukaryota, Fungi, Ascomycota, Sordariomycetes, Xylariales, Hypoxylaceae. The record is from RefSeq and is a predicted model, not a curated record. The coding region runs from base 79 to 720 and encodes 213 amino acids. The transcript has 3 exons.